GAACACCAGAGUAAAUCGCCCCUACACACUCACACACACUCACACACUCUACAGGAGCGGAAUUACAACAACAAGAUCCUUCAUCAUCACUGAUAAUCUCAUCACAUCGAGAUGGAGGAGCUGGACGAGACACAGCUGACGAACCUUGUGGAGAGCUUUAAACAGCAGCUGGAAUUCCCUCGGGAGAAAACAUCAGUGUCGAUCCCAGAGCUGAUUAAGUGGGUCGUGGAGAAGAUGCCCGAGGAUCCGUUCCUGAACCCCGAGCUGCUGAAGGUCAACCCGUGGGUGGAGACGGGGAAAUGUGUGAUUAUCUAACAACGGCUUCGAUUUCAUAGAGUUUAUUUUUGUUUUUAGUUGAAAUUGUUGUAAAAUAAAUCAUGUAACGUGUUGAGAAGUGAAGCUUUACAUCUGAUUUACAUCUUUAUAUAAGAGAAACUGUCUUAGAAAUAAACACCAGAGUCGGAAGUAUGAAU
Messenger RNA from Clarias gariepinus (North African catfish), 473 nucleotides. It is a transcript of the gene gng13a, whose product is annotated as guanine nucleotide binding protein (G protein), gamma 13a. Gene Ontology annotation, cellular component: heterotrimeric G-protein complex. Lineage: Eukaryota; Metazoa; Chordata; Actinopteri; Siluriformes; Clariidae. Bases 112 to 315 code for a protein of 67 amino acids. The record is from RefSeq and is a predicted model, not a curated record. The transcript has 3 exons. Gene Ontology annotation, molecular function: G-protein beta-subunit binding. Gene Ontology annotation, biological process: sensory perception of taste; phospholipase C-activating G protein-coupled receptor signaling pathway.